AUCAUGGCUGCGAGAAGGAGAACAUGGGGUUUGAAGAGACUGAGCUGAGGCUAGGGUUGCCCGGAGAAGGCGGUGAAGUUGUGAGGAAAAGAGGAUUCUCCGAAACUGUUGAUUUGAAGCUUAACCAGUUAACCUUUCCUCCAAGAAGGACACCUCUGGCAUCGAUCCCAAUGAAGAGAAGGUGACUGGUUUGACCAAGGAGAAGACUCUUCUCCUUUCUGCAACUGAUCCUGCUAAGCUCCUGCCAAAGCGCAAGUUGUGGGAUGGCCACCAGUGCGAUCAUUCCGAAAGAACAUGUUAGCCACCGCCACCCAAAAGAGCAGCAGCGACGAGAGCGGCGGUGAGAAGGCGGCGAUCGUGAAGGUAAGCAUGGACGGUGCGCCUUACCUCCGCAAGGUGGACUUGAGGAUGUACACAAGUUACCACCAACUUUCUGUGGCUUUAGCCAAGAUGUUCAGCUCUUUCACUAUCGGAAACUGUGGAUCCCAAGGAAUGAUGGAUUUCAUGAAUGAGAGCAAGCUUAUGAAUCUCCUUAAUGGCUCUGAUUAUGUUCCUACCUAUGAGGACAAAGAUGGUAUUUGGAUGCUUGUUGGUGAUGUCCCUCGGGAGAUGUUCGUUGAAUCUUGCAAAAGGCUACGCAUAAUGAAAGGAACUGAAUCGGACUUGCACCAAAAGCUGUGGAGAAUUGCAAGAAGAGGAGCUGAUGGGAGGUAA
Hibiscus syriacus is the source of this 714-nucleotide messenger RNA. RefSeq names its product auxin-responsive protein IAA7-like. Gene Ontology annotation, molecular function: protein binding. Gene Ontology annotation, cellular component: nucleus. Lineage: Eukaryota; Viridiplantae; Streptophyta; Magnoliopsida; Malvales; Malvaceae. The coding region runs from base 295 to 714 and encodes 139 amino acids. The transcript has 5 exons. The record is from RefSeq and is a predicted model, not a curated record. Gene Ontology annotation, biological process: regulation of DNA-templated transcription.